CGACAUAGAAAUCUGUUUACCGAUUACUCGAGUUUUUAAGGUAUAUUUUAAGUAUGUCAUCAGUUUCUGCAGAGCCUUUUGGAGCUCUUUAUGAGGCAUUGAAAACACUGUAUUCAAAUUCGUCACGAAAUGAGAAAGAAAGAGCAAAUAAUUAUCUUGAGGAAUUUCAAAAAAGUAGAGAUGCAUGGGCAACUACACAUUUGGUUUUACGAGAUAAUGAAGCAUCAAUUGAAGCAAAGCUUUUUGCUGCUCAAACAUUGAGAAAUAAGAUUAAUUAUGAUAUCCAUCAGCUUCCGAAUGAGAGUUUAUCAUCAUUAAAAGAUUCACUUUUUCAGCUUAUACUUUUAUAUUAUUCGGGGCCUAAAUCUAUUUUGACUCAAUUAUGUGUUGCUUUGGCGGGACUAGCAUUGCAAAUGUUAGAUUGGAAAGAUGUUAUUGGAGAUGUUGUUUCUGUUUUUGGGAAAGAUAAUAGCACAUGGGGGUGUUUGUUGCAAUUUAUUUCUGUUUUACCAGAAGAAGUUGAUAAUAAAAAAUGCUUACUUUCUGAAGAAGAGUUAAACUGUCGUUCUAAAGAGCUUUUGACGGAUAAUUUAGAUAAGGUUCUUGAGCUUUUGUUGCUAUAUGUACAAAAUGUUCACGUUAAUACUUCUAUUAAUCCUUUGGUUUUUGAUUGUAUGAAUUCAUGGCUAAAAGAAAUGCCUCUUGGUAGUUUUGUUAUGACACCAUUGCUUGAUUUUAUAUUUGCUUCUCUUUCUUUGGAUAAUAUGUUUGAAUCAGUUAUUGACCUGUUGUGUUCUAUUUUUCGAGAAACGUCAGAUGUUGAUGAGUCUUUGAAUAUGAUUGAGGAGUUGUAUUCUCGUCUUCGGAAGCUAAGACCUAGAAUAAUUGAAAGUAAAAACGAUUUGGAUACUUUUAGGGGUUAUGCUCGAUUGUUUUGUGAAGCAGGAGAGACGUGGGUAGUUUUGAUUGCCCGUUCCCCACAACAUUUUAGAUCUUUGGUUGAAUGUAUAGUUAUGUUUGCUGAAAUGGAUGAGGAAUUGGAAAUAGUUAAAUAUGGAUUUAAUUUUUGGUAUGAUUUAAAACAACUUCUUGUUUUAAAGGCGUAUACUGAAGCAAGGGCUAUUUUUUCUGAUAUAUAUUCUAAUUUGGUAGAUAUAAUGAUUCGGGAUUUACAUUAUCCUGAUGGUAAUGUUAACGAUUUAUUUGAUGGUGAUCGAGAAAGCGAAGAAAAAUUUCGUAGUUUUAGACAUCAAAUGGGUGAUGUUUUAAAGGAUUGUUGUUCUGUUAUAGGCGAUGAUGCUUGUUUAAAAAAAGCGAUUGAAAAGAUUAAAAAACUUUUAAAUGAUAAUGAAAAUGGUAUGUUUGUUAAAUGGCAAGAAAUAGAAGCGCCGUUGUUUAGUAUGAGAGCAAUGGCUCGAGAAGUUAAUAUAGAGAAUAAUCAUGUUGUUCCUGAAAUUAUGUCUAUUCUUACAAAAUUACCUAAUCAUGAAAAAAUAACAUAUGCUGCUACAUUACUAUUAGGGAGAUAUACAGAAUGGACUGCGAAACAUCCCGAAUAUUUAGAGCUUCAGCUAAAUUAUAUAUGUAGCGGUUUUCAAGCAUCGAAUAGAGAUAUUGUAAGUGCUGCUUCACAAGCACUUAAACACUUUUGCCAGGAUUGUGGAAAGCUUCUUGUUGAUUAUAUUACUCAAUUGCGAUUAUUUUAUCAGAAAGUGGCCCCUACUUUAGAUAUAGAAUCUCUUUUUGAAAUUACUGAGGGUGUUGCUUAUGUUAUUUCUGCACAACCUAUACAUCAAGUUUAUGAUAUUUUAAAAUUGUUUUAUGAUCCUAUUACUGAAAACAUUCUUUUAAAAAUGCAGAAAAAUGAUACUAGUACAAAAUUCUAUCAAUCUAUAGCAGAUGAAGUUGAACUUCUUACUAUAUUUGCUCAAGUUGUAUCUCCUUACGUUUCAUUAGAUCAGCAACAUCCUUGUGUACGAUUAUUUCAGGAAUUUUGGCCCUUUAUAUCUCAUUUGCUUGAUAUUUAUGGAUCAUUCCUAGUUAUUUCUGAAAGUAUAUGUAAAUUUUUUAAGACAUUACUUAAUUCUUAUCGUGAACAUAUGCUUGAGUUUCUUCCAUCUUUAGCUGAAAAAUUAGUUUCGUGUUUUGAAAAAAUGGAAUAUGGAUGUUUUUUGUGGGUUAGCGGUGCAUGUAUACGGAUAUUUUCAAAUGUAGAAACAUGUUCUGAGGAUACUCGAUCUGCAAUUUGGCAGUUUACUGAAAGACAAUGUUUGGCUAUGUUUAAUAUUUUAAAUAGAACUAAUCCUAAAGAAAUUCCUGAUGUAAUUGAUGAUUUUUUUCGGCUUCUUAUUGAUGUAUUGUUGGGGCAUUCCGUUCGUUUAAUAACUUCUUCAUUAUUGGAACUUAUUUUUCAAAUAUCUCUGGCUUCACUUUCAUUAGAAUUGCCUGAUCCUUUGAUAUCUAUUUUUCAUUUUUUAAAAGAUCUUUUUUCUUAUUGUUUUUCUUCUCCUGCGUCAACUUUUCUUGAGACACCUUUAGAACUUCAAACAAUAGUCAGAAACAUGAUACAAAAAUACAGACAACAACUAGUAACCACUAUUUUUUAUGGAUUAGCAUACUCUUUCCCUCGUGACUGUGUUUCUGAUGCCUCAGGUAUAUUACUUUGCUUAAUAGAAAUUCAUCCAGAAGAUACAAUAAAAAAUAUUGCAUUUACUUUGGACCUUUUUCCUUCCGAAACUAUAGGCUCUCAAGAAAAACUGCGUUUAAUAAAUGAUUUAACCAAUACUGCAAUACAGCUUGAUUGGAAAAAAAUAAGAAGAUUAUUGCAGGAUUGGAUAGCUUUCUAUAGAAGAAGAGUAAUUACCCCUCGUAAUAAGACAUUUAGAUUGAAAAGUUUUGAUGAUGUUGGAUUGAAUUUUAGUGUUAGGCAUUAA
Messenger RNA from Pneumocystis murina B123, 2933 nucleotides. RefSeq lists its product as hypothetical. NCBI's taxonomy places the organism in Eukaryota, Fungi, Ascomycota, Pneumocystomycetes, Pneumocystales, Pneumocystaceae. Gene Ontology annotation, cellular component: nuclear membrane; cytoplasm. Gene Ontology annotation, molecular function: small GTPase binding. Gene Ontology annotation, biological process: protein import into nucleus. The record is from RefSeq and is a predicted model, not a curated record. The transcript is spliced from 8 exons. The coding region runs from base 54 to 2933 and encodes 959 amino acids.